AUGGCGUCGCUCAUCCGCAAUGCUGGACGUCUUCGAGCUCCAGUUCUUGGUGCAAAUGCUCGUCUAGCCCCAAAGGCACCAAUUGCGCCACGGAGACGAUAUGCUUCGGCAGCAGCAGCCGUUGCAGACAGCGGAGAGCAUUCCUUCUUCCCAGAUGAGCCCCGACAGCCAAUUGUCAAGACGGCAAUCCCCGGCCCAGAGAGUAAAAAGGCCAUUGAGAGACUGAGCAAGGUCUUCGACACCAGGAGCUUGAACAUGAUGGCCGACUACUCCCAAAGCUAUGGCAACUACAUCGCAGACCUCGACGGUAACGUCCUUCUCGAUGUAUACGCCCAGAUUGCCUCCAUCCCCGUAGGCUACAACAACCCCUCUCUCCUCCUGGCAGCCACAUCCCCCGAAAUGGCCUCUGCCAUCAUCAAUCGCCCCGCGCUUGGAAACUUCCCCCAGCACGACUGGGCCGACAUUCUCGAGAGCGGUAUCCUCUCCGUAGCCCCCAAGGGCCUCAACCAAGUCUUCACCGCCCAAGCCGGCUCCGACGCAAACGAACUCGCCUACAAAGCCGCCUUCAUGUGGAGGCGUCAACAACAACGCGGUGGCGCCUCGGCCGAUUUCUCCCAAGAAGAUAUCGACUCGUCCAUGAACAACAAAGCCCCAGGCGCCCCCGACAUGUCCAUUCUAUCCUUCAAGACAGGCUUCCACGGCCGUCUGUUCGGCAGCCUAUCGACCACACGCUCUAAACCCAUCCACAAGCUCGACAUCCCCGCCUUUGACUGGCCACAAGCCCCCUUCCCGGUCCUCAAGUACCCCCUCCAUGAACACGAGGCAGAAAACGCAGCAGAAGAGCAGAGAUGUCUGGACGCAACAGAACACAUCAUCACCACCUUCCACAACCCACCCGCCGCCGUAGUCAUCGAACCCAUCCAAUCCGAAGGCGGCGACAACCACGCCACACCAAACUUCUUCCGCGGCCUACGCGAAAUCACCAAGAAACACAACGUCCUCCUCAUCGUCGACGAAGUGCAAACCGGUGUCGGCGCAACUGGGAAAUUCUGGGCCCACGAACACUGGGGCUUGAGCACACCACCGGACAUGGUUACCUUUUCCAAGAAGGCGCAGACGGCUGGUUAUUACUUUGGCAACAACGAUCUCCGACCUAACAAGCCGUACCGUCAGUUCAACACUUGGAUGGGCGAUCCUGCGCGCGCGAUCCUCUUCCGUUCCAUCAUUCAGGAAAUCAAGCGCAUGGAUCUGGUCAAUAGUACUGCUGCCGUUGGUGACUACCUCUUCGACGGUCUCCAGAGGCUGAGUGAGAGGUUCCCCCAGGAGAUUCAGAAUCUGAGAGGAAAGGGCCAGGGCACUUUUAUUGCGUUUGAUAAUGUGCGCCGGGAUGAGGUGCUGAAGAAGGCCAAGGGCGAGGGUGUCAAUAUUGGUGGCAGUGGAGAGAGGGCGGUCCGGUUGAGGCCCAUGUUGAUUUUCCAGAAACAGCAUGCCGAUUUGUUGCUUGAGAGAUUGGAGAGGGUAUUCUUGUCAUAA
This is a messenger RNA of Alternaria arborescens, 1533 nucleotides long. RefSeq names its product 4-aminobutyrate aminotransferase. Bases 1 to 1533 code for a protein of 510 amino acids. The transcript is spliced from 2 exons. Gene Ontology annotation, biological process: GABA catabolic process. The record is from RefSeq and is a predicted model, not a curated record. Gene Ontology annotation, cellular component: mitochondrion. Gene Ontology annotation, molecular function: pyridoxal phosphate binding. Lineage: Eukaryota; Fungi; Ascomycota; Dothideomycetes; Pleosporales; Pleosporaceae.